This is a messenger RNA of Chroicocephalus ridibundus (black-headed gull), 2836 nucleotides long. RefSeq names its product maternal embryonic leucine zipper kinase-like. Gene Ontology annotation, biological process: intracellular signal transduction; protein phosphorylation. Lineage: Eukaryota; Metazoa; Chordata; Aves; Charadriiformes; Laridae. The record is from RefSeq and is a predicted model, not a curated record. Gene Ontology annotation, cellular component: cytoplasm. The transcript is spliced from 8 exons. Gene Ontology annotation, molecular function: ATP binding; protein serine/threonine kinase activity. The coding region runs from base 86 to 766 and encodes 226 amino acids.
GCUCAGCGUGGAGAAGCCCAAAGGCCGGCUGCAGUUUCUCCUCGCAGGGGCUGAGAAGAAUUGCCGGGUCCCCGUUCCUCUCAGAAUGGCUUUAGGUGAUUAUGAGGAAAUUCUCAAGUGCUACGAAUUACAUGAAACGAUUGGAACAGGUGGGUUUGCAAAGGUGAAACUCGCACGCCAUCUCCUCACUGGUGAGAAGGUUGCCAUAAAAAUCAUGGACAAACUUGCUCUGGGGGAUGACUUGCCUCGUGUUAAAAUAGAAAUUGAUGCCAUGAAGAAUUUAAGGCACCAGCAUAUUUGCCAAUUGUAUCACGUGAUAGAGACAUCUGAGAAAAUGUUCAUGGUCCUAGAGUACUGUCCUGGAGGAGAGCUGUUUGAUUACAUCAUUUCUAAGGAUCGCCUUUCAGAAGAGGAAGCUCGUGUGUUUUUUCGGCAGAUUGUUUCGGCGAUUGCUUAUGUUCACAGCCAGGGAUAUGCCCACAGGGACCUCAAACCAGAAAAUCUGCUGAUUGACAAGGAGCAUAAUUUGAAGCUGAUAGACUUUGGACUUUGUGCCAAGCCAAAGGGUGGCCUUGACAACCGUCUGAACACGUCCUGCGGAAGCCCAGCUUAUGCAGCACCGGAGCUGAUCCAGGGCAAAGCCUAUAUUGGCUCAGAGGCGGAUAUUUGGAGCAUGGGAGUCCUGCUGUAUGCUCUGCUGUGUGGCUUUCUCCCCUUUGAUGAUAACAGCCUCAUGGCAGUCUACAGGAAGAUCACGCCUUUGUAGUUGAGCAACUCGGCGCGCACUCUAGGCGGAGCGAUCCCCUGUGCGCCCAGCGCUGCAAUAAAGAAUGCCUGCUUUGACACUCCAAAACCGAGUCUUAGAGAGUCCUUAAUCACCGGCUCAUGGUAUCAGGGGUGCAUCAGCGACAGUAUCGCAUCAGCCGAGAGUCCCCGAUUCCCAUCCGGAACCUGGUUCGUCGGCUGGAGACCCAAGGCGUGAUCAGCAAGCCUUCCACCUGGAGAGGCAUCCAGUACACCUGGAACUGACUGCCCCAGGGGUGCAAACACAGCCCUGCUGUUAGCAAAGCACAGCCCUGAAAUGUUAUUAGUAGCUAGGGUUGGAAGGCCUUACGGGAGUUCUCACAAAUAAUGAAGAUUCUAUCCCCGACUUUAUCAGGCAUGAGCUAAUUAAAAGAACUCCUCAUCAAGGGAGGCAAGUAGUGCAUCAUUCUCCAGGAAGCACGUGGAGCGUAAGGACCUUGAGGAUGGUACUAAUCUCCGUGUUUUGAGACGUUUAGCCGACUUGUCAGGAAAGUGAAAAUUCUUAGUGUCCCAAGCUGAACUACCUUCAUUAGAAUACUAAAAAUCACGCCCAUAGGUCAAGACAACCCUUGCCCAGGUGAAGACCCUUCCCUUGAGCAUGUGUGGUAGCUGUAACUUGACGGUGUAACUGUAUGUGAGUUACUAACCAAUCAAAUAGGGGUGGGAGGUACUAACGUUCUAGCGAUGUUGUAAAACGUGUAUAAAAAUCACACGGAGAGUUCUGAUGGCUGUGCAUGACAGGAGGAGGUAUCCCCCAUGCACCCGGUGCUGUAAAUAAACUAAUGUCGGCUUUCUAAACCCCAGAGCUGGUUUAGAGAGCGAUAAUUUCAUUAUGGAUGUAGAUAACCCUCUAUUUGCCAUGGCCCGAUCCAGACGGCACUGGGGAAGGGGGGAGCUGCAGAACACCGGCAGUACGUCGAUGACAUCAUUGUGUGGGGUAAUACAGCAGAAGAGGUUUUUAAGAAAGGUAAGAAGGUAGUCAAGAUUAUUUUGAAAGCAAGUUUUGCUACACAAAGAGCCUGAAGUAGCCAGUUCUCAGGAAUCGGGUGGCAGGAUGGGUGUCGCCAGAUCCCAAGGGAUGCCAUUAACAAAAUAACAUCUAUGUCCCCACCUACGAACAAAAAGGAAGCACAAGCCUUUUUAGGUGUGGUGCGUUUCUGGAGAAUGCACAUGCCAGGUUGUAGUCAGAUUGUGAAACCUCUCUGUGAAGCGACUCGAAAGAAAAAGGAGUUUACGUGGGCUCCUGAGCAACGACAGGCCUUGGAGGCAAAUUCAACAAGAGACUGUGCGUGCAGUAGCCCUUGGAGCACUCCAAACAGGAUGGGAUGUUAAAAAUGUGCUCUGUACAACAGCCAGGAACAAUGGCCCUGCCUGCAGCCUCUGGCAGAAAGCAGCAGGGGAGACUCGAGGUCGACCCCUAGGAUUCUGGAGUCGGGGAUGCAGAGGAUCCGAGGCCAACCGUACCCCAACUGAGGAAGAAAUCUUGGCGGCAUAUGAAGGAGUUGGAGCUGCUUGAGGGGUAACUGGUACCGCUCCUCCUGGUGCCCCGAUGAUCAGUGCUGGGCUGGAUGUUCAAGGCUAAAGUUCCUUCUGCUCAUCAGGCCGCUGAUGCUACCUGGAGGAAGUGGGUUGCCUUAAUCGCCCAGCGAGCUUGAAUAGGAAACCCAAAUCGCCCAGGAAUCGUAGAAGUGAUCACAAACUGUCCCGAAGGCAGAGACUUUGGAAUGCCACCAGAGGAGGUGGUGACCCGUGCUGAGGAAGCCCCACCGUACAAUGCGCUCUCAGCUAAUGAGAAGGCAAGUACGCCUUGUUCACUGAUGGGUCUUGUGUAUUGUCGGAAGGCAUUGAAGGUGGAAAGCUGCUGUGCAGAGUCCUACGCGACAAGUCGCAGGAGCUGCUGAAGGACAAGGUGAAUGGAGUCAAUUUGCAGAGGUAAAAGCCGUCCAGCUGGCCUUAGACAUUGCUGAACGAGAAAAGUGGCCGACACUCUAUCUCUAUGCCGACCCAUAGAUGGUGGCCCGUGCUCUGUGGG